Molecule: messenger RNA, 1069 nt
Organism: Amphimedon queenslandica
Lineage: Eukaryota; Metazoa; Porifera; Demospongiae; Haplosclerida; Niphatidae
Product: ribokinase-like
Exons: 7
Coding region: 35-1000 (321 amino acids)
Biological process (GO): D-ribose metabolic process
Cellular component (GO): cytosol
Molecular function (GO): ribokinase activity
Source: RefSeq, a predicted model, not a curated record
GCUGUGAGUGGGUGUUAGAUUUAGCUCAUUAAAAAUGGCUGAAGUAGUUGUUGCUGGUUCUUGUAUGAUUGACCUUAUAUGUUAUGUGUCAAGACUUCCCAAACCAGGGGAGACUAUUGCUGGGCGGAGCUUCAGUCAAGGUUUUGGAGGGAAGGGAGCCAAUCAGUGCAUAAUGGCAGCACGCCUUGGCUCAUCAACAGCAAUGGUGGCUAAACUAGGGAAUGACAGCUUUGGUCGGAGCACGAUUGAGAACUUCAAUACAAACAAAGUCAACGUUGAUCAUGUUGGUAUCGUUGAUGAGAGUCAGUCUGGUGUCGCUCAAAUAACAGUUAAUGAUGAAGGAGAAAACUCCAUUGUAAUUGUUAGUGGUGCUAAUAAUCACUUAAAUGAUGAGGACCUUGGAUCUGCAAAGGAGAUGAUAUCAAGAGCUAAAGUAUUAGUGUGCCAAUUGGAAAUAUCACCAGAGACGACACUUAAUGCUCUCAAACUUGCUAAAGAGGCAAGAGAAGACUCUGCUGCUACCACAACUAUAUUUAAUGCUGCUCCUGGCCUUGCUGGACUAAAGAAAGAGUUUUAUAAAUACUCUGACAUACUGUGUGUGAAUGAAACAGAGGCUGAAUUAUUAUCUGGAGUAUCAGUAACUGAUAGAGCCUCAGGUGAAAGUGCUGUUUUAUCUUUGCAGAAUGAAGGACCAGGCUGUGUUGUAUUAACCAUGGGGAGUGGAGGAGUCUUAUACACACUACCUAGGGAAGAAAGAAAUGGAGAUGACUCAGUUAGUGUGCAUCACAUACCUGCAGAGCCUGUUAAUGUUGUUGAUACUACAGGAGCAGGUGAUGCAUUUGUAGGAGCACUGGCAUAUUAUAUAGCAAGACACUCCAGUCUUAGUUUUUCGGAGAAGAUAAGAAGGUCCUCACUCAUUGCCACACACACUGUUACACUACCAGGAACACAGACCAGCUUCCAAACACACACCCUCCCUAAAGAACUCAUGGUAUCCUAAAUGUUUAUUAAAUUAAGUUUAUUCAUAGUUCCUGGAAUAGCUUCUGUUCUGCAAUUACUUGAAUCACCA